AUGGAUCUUAGGCUAACAAGGAAAGCCAGGGGAAAGAUUCUUGGGACUUCAGCUGUUAAAGCCAGUUUAGUUAUAGUGGCAAUUGCCAGCCUUAAAUUAAAGGCCUGGUUUCGUCUGUCCGGGAUGCCAGCCUUUAAAGAAAGUCAAGAAAGUCAUUGGUUUGGUUCAGUUCCUCGGCUUCGGCAUCUUAAGAUGCAGUGCCCGUCAUUCCCAUCAGUACGGAUGCCUCUUCAGUCUAUUGCUCAACGGCCUAUGGCUUCUAUUCCUAGAGCCUUUCCAGAGAAAGUCCUUCUAUCCGGGUUUAAGCUAUGGCUUCGAUUAAGAAAUGAUCUUCCCGACUAG
Messenger RNA from Sphenostylis stenocarpa, 342 nucleotides. NCBI's taxonomy places the organism in Eukaryota, Viridiplantae, Streptophyta, Magnoliopsida, Fabales, Fabaceae. The record is from the annotation of a GenBank genome assembly.